GCAGCGUAGUGACGUCAGACGCACAGUGCGACGCUUCGUCCCUGCGCUAGGAAGGUUCCCAGGUUCCCGCCAAAUCGUGUGUGGUACUUGUGACAGGCUGCGGUAGCGCGGCGCCGGGCGGAGGGAGCCCGCAUAUGGUCGUCUUUUGUCUAUAGAAAAUACCUUAAUCAAAAAUGGCUUCGCUGUCUUUGCGAGGCUCGAUCCGGAUACACUGCCUUAACAUGGGGACGUCAAAGUGGAAGGAAGGUAACUGUGAGGUCAUCGAAAAGGACAACAAGUUCACCCUUGUCGUGAAUUUCAAUGCUGGUGGAGCGCCAGCGAAAUUUCAGCUUAGUCAAAACAUCAAGCAUAUAGUUCUGCGGCCGGCGGGGGUGAAGCAGUCGCGGCUUCUGCUUACUAUGAAAGACUCCAGUUCUCUUACUAUUGACAAGGUCCCGAGCAAGGAGGCAGAGGAGCUAAAACACCUCCUGGAGUCCAUCAACCUUGAAAAGACCCAAACAGUGAAAGCCACUCAGGGGUCUGCAAGCUUUGGAGGCAUCCUGGGGAACAGAAGUAUUCAGAGGGAAAGCAACAGACCACUGACUAACAGAAGUCUGACGCCUACCAAGAGAGUGAGCUUUGAAGGUAAAGAUGAAACUCCUAUCAAAAAGCUGAACAAUAACGGAAGGAUCCCAGGAAAAACCUCACCAAAUAACAUGACUCCAGGCCGUGUUGGGAAUUCCCCUGCAACCUCUACUCCUCACAGGACCGGCUUGAUGGAGACCAGGAGUCAGAAAAGGAAACAAUUACUGUCUUCAAGUCCAGAGAUUGAAGAUUACCCUAAAGAGAAUGAUUCUUCUACCACCAACAAAGCAUUAACAGACCCCGGACGAAAAUUUCUCAGCAGCAGUCGUGAGAAACAACUAAAUCUGAAGCAAGCAGAAGAAAAUCGCUCCGGUUUAACGCCGCUGCAGUCCUCAUCCUUUUACAGCAGCCGAUUGACACCAAAGGAUUAUUCCUUAGGAACUUCAUAUCCAGAGAGGACCCCUGGAUCCACCCAGCCCCCCUCAGCUAAAAGAAGUCUAGUUCUUCCAACACAGUCCAAUCCUUUGUCAGCGAAGAAACUGCGACCGAAUCAAGACUAUGCUGGAUGGAACAAGCAGAGAGUUCUUUCUACACAGCCUCAGCAAUUGCAGGGUUUUUCUAACUUGGGAAAUACCUGCUACAUGAACUCAAUCCUCCAGUCGCUGUUUUCACUACAGCCUUUUGCAAAUGACUUGCUCAAACAAGGUAUUCCUUACAAGAAAAUUCCACUGAAUGCAUUAAUCAGACGCUUUGCCUUUCUGUUGGCCAAGAAAGAUGUUUGCAGUGCGGAAAUGAAGAGGGAUCUGCUGAAGAAAGUGAAGAGCGCCAUCUCUGCCACUGCCGAGAGGUUUUCAGGUUACAUGCAGAAUGACGCCCAUGAAUUUUUGAGCCAGUGCCUUGAUCAGCUAAAGGAAGACAUGGCGAAACUGAAUAAAGCAUGGAAGACAGAACAGUCUUCCGGAGAAGACCGAGCUGGUGGCAAAACUGCUGAUGACAUUGCUGCCACUCAUGUUUACACGUGUCCAGUGAUUUUCAAUUUCGAGUUUGAAGCUCAGCAUUCAAUAAUAUGUAAAAUGUGUGGCGAAAAGGUCAUAAAGCGUGAGCAGUUUAACGAUCUGUCAAUUGACCUUCCUCGGAGAAAAAAACUGUUUCCCUCAAGGUCCAUACAAGAUUCCCUUGACCUCUUUUUCCGGAAGGAAGACCUGGAAUAUUCCUGUGAGAAGUGCAGUGGAAAGUCAGCCAUUGUAAUACACAAGUUUAGCCGGUUGCCCAGGGUCUUAAUUCUUCACCUUAAACGGUACAGUUUUAAUGUGGCGCUGUCACUCAAUAACAAAGUUGGCCAACAAGUCAUCAUUCCCCGUUACCUUACUCUGUCAUCGCACUGUACAGAAAGCACAAGGCCCCCAGUGCCGCUGGGCUACAGUACACAGGCAGCAGCGAAUUUGAGACCACUUAAAACCUCACAGAUGGUGAAUUCCUGCAGUGUUGGCAACCUCUUUACAGCUGUCAGAAAACAAAGCCUGAAAUCCACGAGCAAUUUGUCCCUCUGUUUAGAUUCUGAAAGUGAUGAUGAGCCCCUAAAAAGAAAUGUCGUAAACCAUAAAGCAAUAAUUAUGGGUAAAGAUUCUCCGCCUGAAAACCUGGACAAGAAAUCAAAUUCAGAAAGCGUGAAAUGUCAAGAGCUUGCUGAUACAAGCUUUGAUGAAAUGAACGAUGACGAACUGAUGGCGGCUGUGCUGGAAAUUACCAAAAAAGAUAUAAACAACGAAGAAGAGGAGAAACUGGCGAGCAGUCCGGAUACUGGAUUUGGUGGUGAUGAUGAGAUGCAGGAAACCGUUGAAGCCGUUCCUGGUGCUGCUCAGUAUAGUGACCUGGCCAAAGACUUUGAUGAAAAUAAAGAGAACAAGACCCCGGAUGGCUCCCAGAAUGACAUGGACUGGAUGCAGCAUGAGCUGGAUAGAGAGCGAGAGGAGCUGGAGCUGCAGCAGGCUUUGGCACAAUCUCUCCAAGAACAAGAGGCUCGAGAAUUAAGAGAAGAUGAUGAACUGAAAAGAGCGACAGAACUGAGCUUACAAGAGUUUAAUAGCUCAUUGCUGGAUGGGAUGAUGUCUGAUGAGGAUUCUGGAAAUGAAGAUGUUCUAGACAUGGAGUACACGGAGGAGGAAGCUGAGGAGCUGAAGAAAAACGCAGAGACUGGAGAACUGUCGCACUCCUAUCGUCUGGUGAGCGUCGUCAGCCACAUCGGAAGCUCCUCGUCCUCUGGCCACUACAUCAGUGAUGUGUAUGAUAUCAAGAAACAAGCAUGGUUUACAUACAAUGACCUGGCUGUGUCGAAGACGCAAGAGAGCACCGUCCAGCAUGACCGGGAUCGCAGCGGCUAUAUAUUUUUCUAUAUGCACAAGGACAUAUUUGAUGAAAUUGUUGAAGAGGAGAAAAAAGCACAAGCAAGUAUUGACCCGAACAGAUCAGCCAGACCCCCGAUGUGACUGGUGGAGCGCCGGCCUCUAGACUUGCACUGAACUCCAGUAUGUUGGAUUUGUGAGGUGUAAUAAGCACAUUAACAGGACCUCACUGCUAGUUCUGUAGCUUGCUGCUGUGUAACCCGGGAUCACGGCACAAACUGAAAUCUGCCAAUGUCACAGCUACUGAAGUUUUACAUUUGUAAAUGGGAUUGCAGAGCUCUUGUUAUCCUGUUUGUUUCUCACAGCAAUAAGCUUUUUGUGUCCUUGAAGACCUUUGUGACACUACACAACUAACUGCAGUACCUCUAGCUCCCAGUAGAGGCGACUUCUGAACUGUUUUCCCUGCUCUUCCAUUCUGAAAAUUUGGCUGUAAUGCCAAUAAUGUUAAUAGUUCAAAGGCAGAGUAAACUUUCAUCUCCAUUUUCUUUUUGUGCAGUUUAUCUGUUUUCCCGAAAUCAGCCGUUUCCUUUUAGGUUUAGUGGCCCUUUAAGGCCGCACUAUUUGAAUGAGCACUGCUUUUUUUUUUUCUCUUGAAAGAAAUGUAAGUUUUGUUAAUACUUUGUACAGGAGAAGUUACUAUAUGAUCCUUUAUUUCUCCAUUCCUGCUGGUUCAUAGCAAUAAGAUGGUGCUGGAGCAUGCACGCUGUUCCGUGGGGGGUUGGCGCACAUUGCUGCCUGGCACCGAUGACAAUCUGUCACGAAGAUGACUAUUUUUAACCAUUUUUAUUUCUGCCUAUCUGCUCCUUGUCUUUUUUUUAUACGUGAGGGCAUUAGUCCUGAAGUUUGUCGGGUCUCGCAUCCUUCCUCUGCUGCAAAACUAAACGCGUUUUUUAUACCUUUUGGUUGUUUGUUCCUCUGAAAAUAUUUCACCGAGUCCUUAUGUUGCAGUUUUCAGCUUCCAAAAUGCAGUGUUUAAGUCUUUGUAACGUCCUCUGCUCCUCUCUCCCCCUGAUAUUUUCCGGUAAGGUGUAUUUUGAUUUUGUUGUACAUAUUCUAUUUAACUAUUUUAGUCUUUUUGUUUUUAUGUUGUCUUUCUUCUGUAUGAAAAAGACUUAAGUUAAAUAA
This is a messenger RNA of Bufo gargarizans (Asiatic toad), 4091 nucleotides long. RefSeq names its product ubiquitin specific peptidase 37 (gene USP37). Gene Ontology annotation, cellular component: nucleus; cytosol. The transcript has 24 exons. Gene Ontology annotation, biological process: G1/S transition of mitotic cell cycle; protein deubiquitination. The record is from RefSeq and is a predicted model, not a curated record. The coding region runs from base 174 to 3050 and encodes 958 amino acids. Gene Ontology annotation, molecular function: cysteine-type endopeptidase activity; cysteine-type deubiquitinase activity. Lineage: Eukaryota; Metazoa; Chordata; Amphibia; Anura; Bufonidae.